Sphaeramia orbicularis (orbiculate cardinalfish) is the source of this 632-nucleotide messenger RNA. Its product is annotated as bryoporin-like. Gene Ontology annotation, molecular function: channel activity. NCBI's taxonomy places the organism in Eukaryota, Metazoa, Chordata, Actinopteri, Kurtiformes, Apogonidae. Gene Ontology annotation, biological process: pore complex assembly; monoatomic cation transport; cytolysis in another organism. Bases 1 to 579 code for a protein of 192 amino acids. The record is from RefSeq and is a predicted model, not a curated record. Gene Ontology annotation, cellular component: pore complex. The transcript has 3 exons.
AUGUACUUACUGCCUAAUUUACCGCAGAUUGUCCAGUUGGAGAUGAGCGUGGGCGCAGCCCUAGCAGUGGCAAAUGAAGUGGCUGGACUCAUCCCCACUCAUCGUCAGUGUUCUGUCGAGAUUACAAACAAAUGCUGCAAAUAUGUUCUGUCCAAGCCCAGUGUCCACAUUGUGAGUGGCGUCUGCGCUGAACCUUUGCCGCCACACAUCGGCCCACGUUCAUCUGGGAAGGCGCUGUUCACCAAGACCCCCCAUGCAGCUCGUGGAUCUGUGGGAGUCUUCACGUACGACCUCCUCGAUCAACCAACGAAGAAGCCCACAGUGAAAGUUGCCGUCAUGUUCUCUGUGCCCUAUGACUUCAACCUCUACUCCAACUGGUUCGCAGUGGGGAUCUUCAACACGUGCACCGAGUGUAACUACGAUCUGUACUAUAAGAUGUACAACAACACAGGCCAAACAUUCAGAAGGCGCAAAGCAGAUGGAAAAACACUGACCCAUAAGGGCUGUGAUGUCACUGUCAUGGCAACCAUGUCCAAUUCAUACCAACCUGUCAUGAAGGUGGAAGUUACUGAUGACUGAAAUCAGGGAAUUGAAAUAUGGGGUAAGGACGCUGUCCAAAUAUUAGUGUCCAU